AUGCCUCUCCUUAGACCCGCAUUCCGGCUGUACACGCGCCAAUUCCAGCGCUGCGCAUACUCGACCGCACCGUCUCCCGUCAUCAAUGUUACAAAUGUUCCCGCGCCACACUCAGGCAGCAUUCGCAUUUUGUCGCUCAAUCGCCCGGCUGCACGCAAUGCUAUAUCCCGCCAGUUGCUUGCAGAGUUGACACACCAAGUCAACAGCAUACAAAAUGAAGGAGAGACGGGCGCAACACGAGCUCUCAUAUUAGCUAGCGAUGUAGACACAAGUUUCUGCGCAGGCGCAGACCUGAAGGAGCGCGCAACAUUUACACAAGAAGACACAGCAAACUUCCUAACAACAUUACGUGGCACCUUGACCUCGAUAUCUCAGCUACGUGUCCCCACCAUAUCUGCGCUGGCAGCGCCCGCGUUCGGUGGCGGCCUCGAGCUCGCCCUAACAACUCACAUGCGCGUUUUCGCCGCUAAUACUACCGUCGCUCUCCCCGAAACCCGCUUGGCCAUUAUCCCCGGAGCAGGAGGGACCUACCGCCUCCCUGCUUUGAUUGGCCUAGGCCGAGCGCGAGACUUGAUACUCACAGGCCGAAGAGUCGGCGGACCAGAAGCAUACUUCCUAGGCCUGUGCGACAGGUUGAUAGACAUCACGCAAGAAGAGGUACAGACAGAAGGUGCUGCGCGGAAAAAGGUACUUGAAGAAGCCGUAAAGCUUGCAAGGGAGAUAUGCGAGGGCGGGCCCAUUGCUAUCGCGGCCGCCUUAGCGGCGGUAGAGGGAUGCGCGUUGGGUGAGAAAGCGGAGAAUGCAGCCUAUGAGCUCGUCGUCAAGACGAAGGAUCGCGAUGAGGCUCUAGCAGCCUUCCGGGAGAAGAGAAAACCGGUGUUCAAGGGACAUUGA
Messenger RNA from Didymosphaeria variabile, 894 nucleotides. RefSeq lists its product as uncharacterized. Gene Ontology annotation, molecular function: enoyl-CoA hydratase activity. Bases 1 to 894 code for a protein of 297 amino acids. The record is from RefSeq and is a predicted model, not a curated record. Gene Ontology annotation, biological process: fatty acid beta-oxidation. Gene Ontology annotation, cellular component: mitochondrion. The transcript is spliced from 2 exons. Lineage: Eukaryota; Fungi; Ascomycota; Dothideomycetes; Pleosporales; Didymosphaeriaceae.